Plasmodium gonderi is the source of this 765-nucleotide messenger RNA. RefSeq names its product mitochondrial acidic protein MAM33. The coding region runs from base 1 to 765 and encodes 254 amino acids. The record is from RefSeq and is a predicted model, not a curated record. NCBI's taxonomy places the organism in Eukaryota, Apicomplexa, Aconoidasida, Haemosporida, Plasmodiidae. Gene Ontology annotation, cellular component: mitochondrial matrix. The transcript has a single exon.
AUGAAUUUCCUAAGAAGAAACGCUGGUAAUUUGUGUAAAGGCAAAACUUUUGGAAAACACCUUAACAAGUCUCUAAUCGAUCUAGCCAAUAUAAAUAAAAGAAAAAUAACCAAUAUAACAAACAUUGGAAAAUAUGGCCAUAGGUACCAAGCAAAAAAUUCGAGCUCUCUUGUUGACGGGAAACGAUUUGCUUCAAGUGAAGCACAAAAAUUAUCAGAAGUUGUAAAGGCAGAGGUGCAACAUGAGAAAUCCAAUUAUGAAGCACCAGAUAAUAUUAAAAAGUUUUUACAAACAUCCGGAUGGAAAUUUGAGGAACAAGAAGGAGAUGUCAACAUGGUGUUAACCAAGAACGUGGAUGGAAUGAAAAUCAUAAUCGAUUUUCAACUUGUAUCUCCAUUUCAAGCAGAAGGAGAAAAUGAAGCUCAAGCAGAAAUGACUGAUUUCUCAGUAACCGUUGAAAAACCAAAUAAACAAGGAGGUAUUACCUUUUAUUGUACCACCCUACAGAAUGAUGAAAAAUUUAGAUAUAUGAUUGGAAAUGUUAAGUACUAUAGAAAUGAAGAAGGAAAAAAUUCCGUAUCAGCAUAUAAUGGACCUGAAUUUGAGGAUUUAGAUGACUCAUUGCAAACUUCGCUUGAUGAAUGGUUAGCCAAUUUAGGAGUGGAUUCAGAGUUGUGUGAUUUUAUUGAUUCAUGUAGCAUUGACAAAGAGCAAAGAGAAUACAUGUCAUGGCUACAGAAUAUUUCAAAUUUUAUUGAAUCUUAA